GAAGCAACCCGAAUAGAGAGAAGAGAUUCCGUAUUAUAUACGUUUAAUAUUUAUUAUCUAUAUAUUAAUAAUUGCAAACAGUUUAUUUAUUUAUAUUUAUGAUCUUAAAUUACCGUAAAAAUGUUUCAAUUCGGUCCAAAGAAACAUAAAACGGAUGAACCAAUAUUUUUUGAUGGAUUCUGCUACUCACGUUCAAAAAAAUCAGAUGAUAACAAUACAAUAUAUGUUGAAUGUCAUGAUAGGAUAAGCAAAAAAUGUCCAGCUCGAGGAAUAUUAAAUACUGAAGGGUCAAGAGUUCUGUUAACAACAAAUCAUAAACAUGCAAGAAAUUUCGAUGAUCAUGUUAUUUAUACGUUUAAACGUGAUCUUUAUAGAGCAGUAACUUUAAGCUACCGUGAUCUACGUUUAAUAUAUGACGAAAUAACUAUCAGGCACGCUGAUGCAGCAACACUAGUACCCUAUAUUAGUAUUGUAAAAACUAUGCAAACGUGGCGUAAAAAUAAUCGUCCACCAGUUCCUAAGACGCUUCAAGAGUAUGUUGAGCGAUUGAAUUCUGAUUACUGGAGGAAGUUUUUUAUUCCUCCUAAUAGUAAUUUAACUGUUAUUAAUGUUAGAGGAACUGAUGGAUCAGUAGCAACUGUAUUUAUUGAUGCGAAUUUGCUACAAAAUUUUCAAAGUGUUCACCUAUAUGCUGAUGCAACUUACAAAAUAUGUCCACAAGAGCCUAAAAAUAAAAUAUAUCAAUUUUUCACUAUAAUGGCGACAUUCGAUGAUACUGUACUCCCGGUAGCUUGGAGUUUAAUGUCACAUAAAACAAUGGCAUGCUAUGCUGCAGUAAUUAAUUAUUUUAAACAAUCUACACCAAAUCUUCAAGUUUUAUCAGUAACUACUGAUUUUGAAAUCGGCCUACGAAAUGUAUUUCGAAGAUAUUAUCCCACCGCAAUGAUAAAGGGUUGUUAUUUUCAUUAUAUACAAGCUCUGAUAAAAAAAGCAGAAAAGUUAGGAUUGCUUAACAUUUUGAAAAAUUGGGAUGAUGGGAAAGACUUUUUUAAAAAAAUAGUUGCUCUAGCAUUACUUCCUGCGAAUGAGAUUGAAAAUGCAUUCAACUGGUUAAUUGCAACGCACAAUCCAUUUAUCCCGACUUUUAAAAAAUUUCUGGAGUAUUAUGAAUCAUACUGGAUUAACUGCGUAAAACCAAUCCACUUCUCUGUAUUUGGUUUUAUUAAUAAAACUAAUAAUUUCAUGGAAGCAUAAAACCGAUGCUUAAAAUUGCAAUUCGGUAUUCACCCACGAAUUUGGCAAUUUACAGAACACCUAGUAAGACAAUACGAAAAAAUGAAAACAGAACUAAAUUCUUUAAUGAUGUCUCGGCCAGUUCGACAAAUUCAACGGAUUGAAUAUUUUAUUCGAAAAGAAGUACUCAAUAGAGUAUGGGAGUUAUACAGGAACAACGUUUUUGAUUUCAAACGUUUUCUUCAAUGUGCGCAUCAAAUGAUUAAAAUAUUUGUCGAUGAUAAAGUUAUUAGUCAAACAGAUGAAGUUGAUAAUCAUUUGAACGCCGUAAUUAAAAAACAUAUUGCAAUAAAUGACAGUUUAUACGUAACAAUAAAUGAAGAUGAUGAUGAGAACUUUAUAUUUGUUCUAGAUAAAUAAUAUUUUAAUUCUUAUCUAUUAAUAUCUGUUCUCAAUUUAAUUAAUAUUUGUUAAUGAGUACAACAAAUGUUUGGAUUGUGCACCUCAUGUAAGCUUUUAAAAAAAAAUU
Messenger RNA from Microplitis mediator, 1762 nucleotides. RefSeq lists its product as uncharacterized. The record is from RefSeq and is a predicted model, not a curated record. NCBI's taxonomy places the organism in Eukaryota, Metazoa, Arthropoda, Insecta, Hymenoptera, Braconidae. The transcript is spliced from 7 exons. Bases 121 to 1254 code for a protein of 377 amino acids.